AUGACCUCCGCGCUCCUCCAGUUCGUCUCAGAGAAGGAGGGGUUCAAUGAUGUUAACAUAGCAACCAUCCUUUCCCCGACUAACCAGGCGUGGGGAGCGGCUGUGAGCGGUUACAACAAGACGCUGAACCCCCCCGGCUCGUCGGACAUCAUUCUUGAGGCGCUGCUGGCAGUCAGGGACAGCGGUGGUGCCACUGGCAGGCUGUAUGACGCGUCGUCUGGCGCGCAGAACGUGCUGCUUCGUCUCAUGAAGCAGCUGGCAGUGAACGUCACCCCCAUUACUACCGCCAUCGUCAACGCCUCAAAUGGCAACUCCGUUAAAAGCAUGCUCAACACAACAAUCUAUGCUCUGAACCCCCUCAACUUUAGCUCCGAGUAUUUCAAGUUCAUGAGCUGCAUGCCGCCUGGCGCAUACGGCGCCAACAACAGGUCACUUCCCAAGGGUCUCGCGAACGACACUGACGCCAAGAACGACGGAACGCAGUACGCGUACGGUCGCAUCAUUCGCACGGAGAAGCUUGUCGCGAACGCCAAGAAUCAGACUGUCAACAGCAAGUCGACGACGGACACGGAUCUGAACGACAUCUCCGUCGUCCUCUUCCCUGGAACCGGCCCGCUCAUCGACACGUCUCCCACCGCAGCCAUCGGCUGGAACAACCCUGACAGCCCAGGGAACUCUCUCUCCCCACUGAAGCCGCUCAUGUUGACGCUGCUGCUUCUGCUUGCUGUUCUAGUUAUCUAG
Closterium sp. Yama58-4 is the source of this 741-nucleotide messenger RNA. The record is from the annotation of a GenBank genome assembly. NCBI's taxonomy places the organism in Eukaryota, Viridiplantae, Streptophyta, Zygnematophyceae, Desmidiales, Closteriaceae.